AUGGCUGCCGUCACUGUCUGGGCCAGAAUACUUAAGCUCUGCACGAGGAGAACACACCAAGACCCAGAAGACUUAGAAAGUGGUCCUCAGAUUAACCCUAAAGAAAACAAAGAAAUAACAAUCUACGAGAAAAGGGGCAGACGUCCCUCGGGAUUCGGGAUUGUAAAAAUCAACAAAGAUAGUAUUGAGUUAAUAGAUGAAUCCUACUUGACUGAAGGGGUUGCCAAUCAUCCAUCUGUUGCUCCACCCCAACCUGCAGUCGAAAACGCCGAAGAGUUUGAGAUGGGAGCUUUCCACAGACGUGCUUCGGAAAAGGUGUCAGAAAAGCGAAAGGUAAUUAGGGAGGCUACUGCCAACGAGAGAAGAGGCUCCCUUCAAGAUGAAAUCGAAUUCGCUCGUUCUGUCAUUCUUCCUUCUGACGUCGUCAAGGAGCAAGACGAGGAUGCGAUGCAUCGGCGCCAACAAAUCAAGGCACAGACAUCUGGCAGGAGGACAUCACUGCUUGAAGAGAUCAUCGUUGCCAAGGAAGUGUUGGGUGUUGCCAAUGACGUUGCUCCUUGAGACGCUGGUCAGCCGCUAAACAGUGACAAAAAUAAUCUGGUUCUACUCUACAUAACAUAUGCCUUCACUUAUUUUAACGAUCGUAACUGGAUCGUUGCUCGACGAAAAAUGUUGU
Messenger RNA from Actinia tenebrosa (Australian red waratah sea anemone), 676 nucleotides. RefSeq lists its product as uncharacterized. The record is from RefSeq and is a predicted model, not a curated record. Lineage: Eukaryota; Metazoa; Cnidaria; Anthozoa; Actiniaria; Actiniidae.